Molecule: messenger RNA, 2967 nt
Organism: Salvia hispanica
Lineage: Eukaryota; Viridiplantae; Streptophyta; Magnoliopsida; Lamiales; Lamiaceae
Product: putative methyltransferase PMT5
Cellular component (GO): cytoplasm
Molecular function (GO): methyltransferase activity
Source: RefSeq, a predicted model, not a curated record
AACUAAUAUACAUAAACAAAUAAUAUCAAAUCCAGCCAUUAAAUUAUUGUUAUUAAAUUGUUUUUUCCCAAUUAUAGAGAACCCACGCUCCGAAAAGUUGCUCAGAAGUUUCUCUCUCUAGAUGUCAAUGGCGAAUCCAAACUCUGCUGCUUAACCGCCGUCGACACCUGAGUUUUUUGGUCUGUAUCUCCGCACUUUGAACUUCCGGCCUGGCUUGAUCUGGAGGCUUUUUUUGUGUAAUUGGCGUGGUGAUUGAUUGAGAACUGAAUUUGUUUUGUUUUCAUUGAGUUCGGCAUUGGUGAUUUUGCGUAUUUUUGGCGGUUAAUUUGGCUUUAGUGAGGCAGUUGGUGAAUGUAACGCUUGCAGGCUUGAAAGGGAAAGUUCGCGGGAUCUGAAUACAUACGUCAUAACUUAGAAUCGUAUUGAUAUUUUGACAAUUGAUAGCUGAAUUAUGUGAAACUACAGCUGGUUAUGUAGUUUGGUGGAUGCUCAAUUAUUGGUUUGCGCCGAUGCUAGCUGAGAUAGUUUGGAGUUUUGAUCAUAUAAUUCGCGAUAAAAUAUAUCUGAUGAUUGGUUAUGGUCUUCAAAGUUGUUUGCGAAUGAAGUUGGAGCAAUAACCAAACUCCUGUUGGAAAAUUUUUGCAUUCAUUUUGAAGAGCAUCACAAGAGUUGGACAUGAGAAGCUCUUGGUACAAUAAACUAUUGUUGACCUUUGGGCCAAAACCACCACUCAACUGGUUGCUUUUGUUUGUGGUUAGUGCAUUAGUUUUGGUUGCGCUAUUGGGAUCUUCUCCUUCUAAUCAACUAAAUUCCCUGACUGAUCCUACAAGACCUGACAUUUAUUCGACCUAUAGAAGGUUGAAAGAGCAAGCUGUCAAUGAUUACUUGGAAUUGCGAAAAUUAGGAACCAGUCCUUCGAAGGAUUUUGAUCUCUGUGGGAAGGAAAGAGAGAAUUAUGUCCCUUGCUACAAUUCAUCUGCUAACCUGCUAGCUGGCUUUAAAGAUGGGGAGGACCUUGAUCGUCAUUGUGAAGUAUCACGAGAUAAAGAGUAUUGUUUGGUUCGUCCGCCAAAGGAUUAUAAGAUCCCUUUGACCUGGCCAGGUGGAAGGGAUGUGAUAUGGAGUGGAAAUGUGAAGCUGAGCAAAGACCAAUUUCUUUCGUCGGGAAGCAUGACAAAAAGGCUGAUGUUACUAGAAGAGAAUCAAAUUUCAUUUCAUUCAGAUGAUGAGAUGGUCAUUGAUGGCGUGAAAGAUUACUCUCACCAGAUUGCUGAGAUGAUAGGACUGGGGAGUGACACUGAAUUUCGCGAAGCUGGUGUGCACAAUAUAUUAGAUAUUGGGUGUGGCUUUGGUAGCUUUGGUGCACAUCUGCUCUCACUUAAGGUGAUGGCAGUCUGUAUGGCGGCAUAUGAAACAACUGGCAGCCAAGUUCAGGUAGCCCUCGAGAGAGGUCUCCCAGCAGUCAUUGGAAAUUUCGUCUCAAAACAACUACCAUUUCCUUCCUUAUCAUAUGACAUGAUUCACUGUACUCAGUGUGGUAUUUUGUGGGAUGAUAAAGAUGGAAUGUUUCUUAUUGAAGUUGAUAGAGUCCUCAAACCUGGUGGGUACUUUGUUUUAACCUCACCCAGAAGGAGGCAAGGAAGCAAAGGCGCCAUAGCUACUCCUCUUGAAGGAUUUACGCCAAAACUUUGCUGGAAUCUUCUGGCUCAGCAAGACGAAACUUUCAUCUGGCAGAAAACCACUGACACCAAAUGCUACACCAGUAAGCAGACUUUCCCCCUUUGCAAUAAGGAAGAUGGGCAAUCUUACUAUAAACCACUUGCACAAUGUAUAAGUGGGAUUGGUACCAAGCGUUGGAUUCCAAUUCAGAACGGGUCUUCUGGUUCAUUGAGUCCUGCUGAGCUUGCGAUCCAUGGAAUAAAUCCUAAAGAUUUUUUUGAGGACUCAGUGUACUGGAGAUCUGCUUUAAGAAAUUAUUGGUCACUUCUUUCUCCCUUAAUUUUCUCUGACCAUCCAAAGAGACCUGGUGACGAAGACCCAAUGCCCCCGUACAAUAUGGUUCGAAAUGUGAUGGACAUGAAUGCUCGUUAUGGAGGUUUAAAUACUGCCCUUUUGGAAGCCAGAAAGUCUGUAUGGGUAAUGAAUGUCGUUCCCGUGGGUCAACCUAACACACUUCCUGCCAUUCUUGAUCAAGGUUUUGCGGGUGUCUUGCAUAACUGGUGUGAACCUUUCCCCACAUACCCUCGCACAUAUGACAUGCUUCACGCCAAUGGACUUUUAUCACACCUUGCUUCAGAGAGAUGCAGUAUGCUUGACUUAAUUUUUGAAAUGGACCGCAUUCUUCGGCCUGAGGGAUGGGUUAUAAUUUCUGAUAAGGUUGGUCAAGUAGAGAUUGCACGAACUCUUGUGACACAGCUCCGGUGGGAAGCCCGAGUCAUCGACCUUCAAGAUGGCAGCGAGCAGCGCCUACUAGUAUGCCAGAAACCGUUUCUGAGAAAAUGAGGUCUCCUUCUAUGGAGAUCUCUCCAUCCCUACGACACUCCGCUUGUUUUGAAAGAACAUCGGAUCGAGCACACUCUCUGUCUGGUUUUUGACACUGUGAAGAUGAAAUCACAUUCAGUUAUGGUGAUGCUGUAGUUAGAGCAAUGAGGAAGUAUAUGUGGUUUCCAACACGUUUUUCUGGAGAUCAAAUGUAAUUCAUUCAAAAGAUGAGAAAUUUUGGAGGUUGUAGAUAUCUGAGUGAUGUUUGCUGCCGCAGUUCAAAGGAAAAGAAGAUUUUUCCAACUCUAAAGGAGACAGACAGACAGACAAACAGAUUGUAGCAAUUCAUUUAAGUCGUUUUUUGUGGUUUUUAUAUUUUAUUAAUUAUUUGUGUAAUUGAAUUGUAUUUGUAUUUCUCUAGCUAUAUCGAUCAAGUUCAGCUGUACUAAAAGAUAUUGCAAUUUGAUGUACUUUCAUUCCCAUUUU